AGUUGCGUACGGAUCGCUAUGAUGGGCGGUAGUUUGUAUGGGAAAAUGUUGAUAAGAUAGUAUAGUGACUGUGUAUGUAACAGUGUAUUUGUUUUUUGUGAUAGUGUUAUUUGACGUGUGAUUUGUGAGAUACUGGUGAAUUUGUAGUUUAACAAAAAGUUUAAAUCGUGUGUAAUAAAUUUUUGAAUAGUGACUGAGUUUCUUGCGCUUCUUCUCAGCACAGGCCCGUUUAUUGUCCCGAAGCAGUGUAAAAGUCUAGACAGAAAUAGUCUGUGAUAACAAGUGAUAACGAUAUAAUGUGUGCACAUAGAUCUACUUAAAAUCUUUGAGGACAAACAUUAUACAAAUAGUGUCAUAGCAAGAAUGGUAACGGUUUGAAAAACAAUUUGCAAUUCAUGAAAGAAAAUGUUAGAGAAAAACAAAUGACUGCAGGAAACAAAAGAGAAUCGAUUACAAUAAAUUGAAACUACUUUGACAGAGGUGGCGUCAAUAGUUGGCCGAAAUUGGAGCCAACAUUUGCUAACGUGAAAACGUAUAAAAACAAAUGCCUACACAAAACAAAUGAAGAUCGAUUAGAAUAAAUUGGAACCUAAUUAUCGACAAAUUAGUCAAAAUUGGUGGCCAAUAGUUGGCCGAAAUUGGAGCCAAUAUUUGCUAACGUGAAAACAUAUACAAAUGAUUGAAAAGAACUACAAAUCCGCGAUGGAUUUGCAAGAAGAAAUAAUUGAAAGGAAGGCGAAACAUAAGUCUGAGAGGAGACGGUCUAGCAUUUUCUCUUUAUUAAAUAUACAGAAAAAAUUGAAACGACAGGCUUCGGAGCCAGGAUACUUUGCUUCGAAGAAGUUGAAUAGGAAAUAUUCUGUAGACUCCGCCAUUUUGUCGGACUUUGGUAAAACCAAUGGGGUUAAAGACUUCAUGCUUGAGACCUGUAGCGAUGGUGUUUCAGUGUGCAAUGGAGAGCUAGCGGGCGUGGCCUCAGACUCUGACAGCGAGGCGUCCAGAGGGAUGAACGCUCCCCGGGAGGACACCGCCUCCAGGAAGCAUGACGUCAUCGCCCGGAUAGAGAGCUGCUACGUGGAAGACCCAAACCGGGAUACGGGAGCGGCUGGGGAGUUGGUUGAAGAAGUGGCAGAAGAAAACAAGUCCCUCCUCUGGUUCCUGCUGAAGCAAGUCCGGCCUGGCAUGGACCUCAGCAAAGUGGUCCUACCCACGUUCAUACUGGAACCCCGCUCGUUCCUGGACAAACUGUCCGACAAUUACUACCAUGCGGAUAUAUUGGCGCAAGCGCAAAACCAAGAAGACCCGUACACAAGGUUCAAGUCAGUUCUCCGGUGGUACCUGUCAGGCUUGUACCGCAAGCCCAAGGGGCUCAAGAAGCCUUACAACCCCGUGCUGGGGGAGACUUUCCGCUGCUGCUGGCGCCACCGCGACGCGGACAGCCGGACAUACUACGUGGCGGAGCAGGUGUCCCACCACCCGCCGGUAUCUGCUUUCUACGUGUCCAACCGCAAGGAGGGAUACGUCAUAGAGGGCAGUCUGCUGGCUAGAUCCAAGUUUUACGGUAACUCAACGUCAGCCAUCUUGGAAGGCUGCGCACGAGUGCACCUGUUAUCUUGGGGGGAGACUUACGUCACCACCGCGCCCUACGCGCACUGCAAGGGCAUCGUCAUCGGCACACUCAGCAUGGAGCUGGGAGGCAAGGUACACGUGGUGUGUGCAGAUACAGGUUACCACGCGGACGUUGAAUUCAAAUUGCGGUCGUUCCUAGGCGGCUCAGAUCAGACCAACGCCAUAUCUGGCCGCAUAAAGAAGGGGAAAGACACCAUAGCCACUAUAGAAGGCUAUUGGGACGGCAAGAUCGACAUCAAAGACAAGAGGACUGGGGAAGAAAGCAACCUACUAGACGUGGCCUUGCUAAAGGAGCAGCGAAUGACGCGGUACCUCAUGAAGCUCGACAGCCAGCAAGAAUAUGAGUCGCAGCGGCUCUGGGUCAAAGUGUCAGAGGCUAUUGCCAAUGACGACCAGAUCGCAGCGACAGAACAGAAGACGAUCAUAGAGGAAGCGCAAAGAGCGCGCGCCAGGAAUUUGGUGACGCCAUGGGUGCCAAGAUUCUUCCAUAAGGAGUUGCAUGUACAGCCACCCGACGGUAUCAUUGACCAGGGGUGGAGAUACAAUCACGUGAACACUAGCCCAUGGCAAUCAGACGAGGUGAUAGAGUACGAGGACGAGUUCGUGAUCGGCUCCCUGCGGGGCCCCGGGCACGGCAGGGCCCCCGUGUCGGCGGGGCCCCGAGAAAUAUCCCGCCGGGCUUCCGAUUCCGAUAGCCGGGACGAACUAGCCAAGCGGUCCAGCAAAAGUACCACGCGUACCCUCAAACAAACUCUAUACUCCAUCGACACAGCCCUACGAGAUCACACGCACGCGAUAGAGCGCUUGCAAAAAACCGUAGAGUCCCUCAACGAAGGACACAGAGCCACCGCCUUCCGCCCACAAAACGUGGGCAGGAUACCCACUACGACCCACUCGUGGGACCUAUUCGGGGGGUUUGUACUAGCUAUAGUACUUCAAGCGCUGUUAAACUGGCUGUUCUAUCACAAAGACUGAGUUCCCGUGAGCUGGUUCUAUUUUUACUGUUAAAUUUCACUGUCUUUGGAUUUGGAACGGUUUUGUCUUUGGAUGUUUUGUUCUCUGUGGUCACUCGAGUCGAAUUCGCGCCGUGUCGUUUACAGGCACAGAUGUGUGUCAAGAUGUUUGCAAAGAUGUUUUUGAAAAUAUAUUUGUGACAGGCGAUUAUUUGUAUUGCUAAU
This is a messenger RNA of Ostrinia nubilalis (European corn borer), 2807 nucleotides long. RefSeq names its product oxysterol-binding protein-related protein 8-like (gene Orp8). The coding region runs from base 676 to 2604 and encodes 642 amino acids. The record is from RefSeq and is a predicted model, not a curated record. Gene Ontology annotation, cellular component: cytosol; membrane; intracellular membrane-bounded organelle. Gene Ontology annotation, molecular function: cholesterol binding. The transcript is spliced from 14 exons. NCBI's taxonomy places the organism in Eukaryota, Metazoa, Arthropoda, Insecta, Lepidoptera, Crambidae.